Messenger RNA from Echinococcus granulosus, 2769 nucleotides. Its product is annotated as LETM1 and EF-hand domain-containing protein. Gene Ontology annotation, cellular component: mitochondrial inner membrane. Bases 1 to 2769 code for a protein of 922 amino acids. Gene Ontology annotation, molecular function: calcium ion binding; ribosome binding. The transcript has 13 exons. NCBI's taxonomy places the organism in Eukaryota, Metazoa, Platyhelminthes, Cestoda, Cyclophyllidea, Taeniidae. The record is from RefSeq and is a predicted model, not a curated record. Gene Ontology annotation, biological process: intracellular monoatomic cation homeostasis.
AUGAGCUGCAGACAUGUGGCUGGUUUUGGGCAUGCAAGUGGAGUUUUGAUCGGCUUGAGAAGAAGUCACGUUUUUGUGCACGGAUAUGCCUUGAACAGAACUACGCCUUAUGUAACCGCAAGACAGGUUUUCGAAAAGACCGCAAUGAGUCUUAAUUAUGAGUUCAAAUUGGAUUUCCAUACAUCCUUUAUUUUGAGCGAGCUGGAAGUCAUCUCAAGCAAAUCAUCAACAUCUAGUAUUCCGAUGCCACCGACUACCGGGAUUCCACUCCCCAACUCUUCAGACAAAUCGCAAACUGCAUCACUGAAGGAACCGACCCCUGCUCCGGUGGCAUCACAGUCUCCUGGAAAUAACCCACAAAAGGCUGUUGAACCCAAAAAACCUAAGAAAUCAUUUUUGGUAAAAUUUAAAGAAGAACUCAUCCAUUACUACCAUGGCUUUCGCCUUCUUGGCUUGGAGACGAUAAUUGCUGGCGGUAUAUGCCUCCGUCUACUAACUGGGAAGACCCUAACCCGGCGUGAAAGGAACCAGCUGGUUCGGACGGUGGCUGAUAUAUUCCGACUGGUGCCAUUCGCUGUUUUCAUAAUUGUUCCCUUUAUGGAACUUUUGUUACCUGUCUAUCUCAAAUUCUUCCCCUUCAUGUUGCCCAGUACUUUCAAGGAGAAGGGAAAGGAGGAGGAGAAGGUUCGCCAGCGGCUGAAAGCGAAGCUGGAAGUGGCUCGUUUCUUACAGGAAACCGUUAUGCAAACUACCACCAAAACCAGCAAGUCAAAAGAUAUCCCAACCAUUGUCGAGUUUCAGGAGUUUCUGAAAACCGUCCGACAGUCGGGUCAGCUAGCCGACACUACAGACAUCCUCCGUUUUUCCCGUCUCUUCGAAGACCAAGUGACGCUCGAUUCUCUGGAUCAUGCUCAGCUGAAGGCCCUAUGCCAACUACUUGAAAUUAACUCCAUCGGUCCAAGCAAUUUUCUUCGCUUCCAGCUGUGGCUCCGGGUUCGUCAACUGCGCACUGAGGACAAGCUGAUCGCCAAGGAGGGUGUUGACCAGAUACCAUCGUGGGAACUGCAGUCUCUUUCACGUAGCCGCGGCAUGCGGUCUCUCGGUCUGACUGAGGGACGGUUGCGUAGUCAACUCAAUCAGUGGCUGGAGCUGCACCUGGAGAAGAAUGUUCCAAUUACAUUGCUUCUUCUCUCCCGAGCCAUGUACCUGCAGGACACGACUCUUCCACCUGAACGGCAACUUCAGCAUGCGAUUUCGGUGCUGCCCGAUAAGGCGACAGAGGAGGCGGCAGUGAAGGCGGUUGAGUCGACGGAGGAUGUGGACCCUAAGACUAAGAUGGAGCUCCUGCGCAAGGAGCAGGAGACUAUCAAGGCGGAGCGCGCAGCCGCUCGCAAGGCCGCCGAGGGAGAGACACACAAAGUCGUUGAGGUUGGCUCCCAGGAUCCCCUUGUCGACAAGGCCAAGCCUCUCGAGUUCAGGUCCUCCGAGGAGCUGAAGGAUGCGGCGGAGAAACUGGUUGGAAAAUCCUUGCAGGAGUCCUUGGAACCGAUUGUGCCGCCAGUUAAGCCGUCUCAAACUUCAUAUACAGCGCCUGAAACCGUUACUCAUGCCGCCGAAUCCAUGAGCACUGGAAAGGCAUCCACAGCAGCGCCACCACCGAUCGCAACGCCUGUGGGGGUGGAGACGAAGGAGACUUCAAAGACGCACGAAGAAGAGCCGAUGGUUUCUUCAAAGGACCUUGACAGCAUUAAAGCUGCCAUCGGGAGCAUGGAGGAGUCAAAGAAGGCCUUACAGGAGGAACAUCUUCUUGAUCUGAAGGCCGACCUUGAUGAGGCUGUCAAGCUGCGCCAACAACAGCAAAAGGAGUCGGAGAAGGCCGAAAUUGUAGCGGAAUUUAUAAAGGAAGGGAAGGAAACAAAGGAUGAGAUGCUUGUCGCUGAAGCAGUGCCUAAAUCGGCUCCACCACCACCACCACGGAAAUCGGAUGAAGAAAAAAUAGAGGCAGCUGUAGGAGCGACGGCAGAGGUGAAGAAGAAGAUAGAAGCGGAGGAGGUGCCAGAAAUGACGCCGAGGGAAGAAGCAGAGGCAGCGGCAAAGGCAGAAGUGAAGGAGAAGAUGGCCACAAAGAAGGCAGCCAAGACAGAGAAGGCUGUUAAACGUCUGGGUGCUCAUGUGGACCGUCUUUUGGAUGAAAUCGACGGCUUGGUGGAUAAACUACGUGGACAGAAGCAGGACCUUCUGGAGGAGAUUCGGGCUCAUGGGGGCAAGGCAAAGGCAAUCGAGACUGAGGCGGACGAGGAGAGACGAAAACAACUCUUUGAGAACAUUCGUGCUGAUCAGCAGCGCGUGGUUGACAUCAACGAUGUGUUGGUGUCACUGCAACGGCUACAGAAGGCCUCUGGAAGCGACGCCGAGGCAGUCCAGCGCUGGCAACUCAUUCUCGAGGCUCUAGACGAGGACCACGACGGCAAAAUCGAGUUCAAACACUUGCUAGCGGUGCUGGAGAUGUUUGAGAAGGAGAAGGUGGAGUUGAACACGAGUCAGCUAUCUGAUGUGGUGGAGAUGUUCGAGAAGGAGGACCUUCUGGAAGAGCAGGAGGGUCGGGCGGGGGAAACGAAGGAGGCGACGAAUGAGAACAGCGAAACGAGCCAAAAGGCGCCCGGGACUUCGAAGAAGCUAGGCAGCUUUAGUAAGAAUUUUUGCCUUCCAAUGGAAUUGAUAACCGAAGCCGGUCAUACCUGGCCAGUUCGAGCUGCUCCUGAGACCUAA